AGACUAAGCUUGAGGCAGCCCGCAAAGGCUUUGAGGAUGAAAUCACGCAAUUAAAGAAGAUUCACGAAGAAGGGAAACAAACUCAAGCCCGAGCUUCGCGGGAAGAAUAUAAAGUGUAAGUCUAUAAAGUAGUAACUAGAACUACCGCUGGGGGAACGAAACCUGGUUGUCAAGGGUACAGGCAAAUUCAAUGUGAGGGUUGAUGAGAUGUGGAAAACACUGCGAGACGCAAUUUGCAGCGCCGGAAAAAGGGAUAGGGCUAGGUUGACCAAGCAUUGCAGACUAAAAACUGGAGAACACGAAGCUCUGCUUGUCGAGUUAGACCAACUGAACAGAGCACAAUCCGGGUCUGAGACAAAUCUGCAGAAACUACAUCAAGAAAUUGAUGAGUAUGAACGAAGACUAGUGCAAGAAAAACGAUCCCAACGGCAAGCCCUAGAAGCAUCACAACUCCAAUUACAGCUCUGCGAUGAAGAGCUCCAAGAAACGACGGCGCAGUUAGAACGAAAUACGGCAGAAUUAGAUUUACUAAAUGAAGCCGUACGCGGAUUACGGAAGAAAAAUCGGGGGUUGAUAGAAGAUCUGGAAACAUCAAGGAGUCAAGUAACGCAGUAUCAAGAUCUUCUAGAAACAGAGAAGGAUAACUUUCGAUACCAGUACAGGGAGAACGAGAAACUACGAUUUGAAGCACAAGAAAUGAAGAAGAAAUUGAGCAGAGAAGAAAAUAGACGACGUUCACUCUUCGAGCGACUUCAGGAACUUCAAGGGGCUAUCCGCGUUAUAUGUCGCAUUCGACCAGAAAAUUCCCAGAACUGGUUGGAUUACGAGAUAAAGAAUGGGGAAUUCAGCGGCGACCCAGCUGAACUGAGGAUAAUCGAGGAAAAGAAGACGGCGUGGGGAGAAGCAAGACCGAGAAAAUCAGACACGUACGAGUUCGAGCGAAUUUUCGGCCCUCAGGAGACGAAUCAUGACGUCUUUGACGAAAUCAGUAACUUCGUACAAUCAGUCAUUGACGGCAAGAAGGCCUGUGUCUUCUGUUACGGUCAAUCUGGCACAGGGAAGACAUACACGAUGAGCAACGUGGACACCCAUUCUAGCCGACUAGAAGGGGUUAACCACGAGAACGACGGCAUCAUCCCUAGAGUCAAGACAAUGUUAUUCAAGGAGAAGAAAAGACUUGAGGAAAUUGGAUUUGUUAUGAAGGUUAGAGGAUGCUGCUACGAGAUCUACAAUAACGAAUUAUGGUUACUAGAACUAGGCGGGCGCGAGAAGAAGUCUAUCUCAAGAAAUACUCGCGCCGUCAAAGAACCUAAGCUCCAGACGUUGGAUGACGGCAGUAGUUUCGAUGCCAUGGUCAAAAUAGGGAUGAAAAAUCGGCGUCUCGGAGCCACAAAGCUAAACGAUAACUCAUCUCGAUCGCAUUUCAUUAUCAGCAUCGAGACUAGCGUAAUGUCGAGCAAAGAUCAUAACGCUGUACGCGAGGGUAUAUUAAAUUUAGUAGACCUCGCAGGUUCUGAGAGAACACACCAAGCUGGCACCGCAGGCGCAAAGUUACAAGAAGGAAACAGCAUUAAUGCAUCACUUACGCAGCUAGGGCGAGUUUUCGUUAGUCUCUCCGAAGGUAAAACACCAACAUAUAACGGAAAUAUUCUCACCGAGUUCCUGCAGCGUUCCCUCGAGAGAGGCUGCAUGACGCUUAUGCUCCUCAUGAUCAGCCUCUUGAAAGAAAAUUGGCCGGCAACUAAACAGACACUACAGUUCGCGUUAGAUGCCCAGUCUGCGAGGAGAACCAGGCCAUCAGGCAGAGGCACGAAAGCAGCACCGGCAAGACCAAAGUUUGGAAUCAUGAAGUAAAUCAGGGUCUUCUUCUUGAUUCUCUGAGGUGAAGAUUUCUCGGGGCUCGACUUCACAGUUUCGUAGGUUCUCACAAAAUUCAAACAUGGACGUAGAACUUAGUUAGGUUACCUGGUUCACUACGACGAGAA
Annulohypoxylon truncatum is the source of this 1985-nucleotide messenger RNA. RefSeq names its product P-loop containing nucleoside triphosphate hydrolase protein. Gene Ontology annotation, molecular function: microtubule binding; microtubule motor activity; ATP binding. Gene Ontology annotation, biological process: microtubule-based movement. Bases 208 to 1854 code for a protein of 548 amino acids. NCBI's taxonomy places the organism in Eukaryota, Fungi, Ascomycota, Sordariomycetes, Xylariales, Hypoxylaceae. The record is from RefSeq and is a predicted model, not a curated record. The transcript has 2 exons.